CUGAGGAGAUAUCAGGCUGGCCCAUGCUUCAUUGUUUCCAGUUUCCAGCAAUGGCUGCCAUUACCUGACUAGUAGGAUAGCCCGUCUCUCUGUGGCGCCAGAAGUUACCAGAGUGGUUUCUCUACUUUCACAGGGCAGGUUCAUCUGGGCCACAGGGGAAGCGUCUUCUGCCCCAGGGGCAUGGCCCAAAGGCAGAACUAAGUGCCCCGAAGUCUUGGCGCUCAAGAUGCAGCUGGAGUGGGCCCAAGAAGGCAAGAUGUGGCUAGGACUUGUGCUGAUGCUUCUGCUUUGUCCAAGCCUUGAGGGACAGGAAAACUCUUUCACCAUCAACCACAUCUACAUGGAGAUCCUGCCAGGACAGGAGGUGCAAAAUGGGGAGAACCUGACCUUGCAGUGCAUCGUAGACAUCAGCACCACCUCGCACAUCAAGCCUCAGCACUGGGUGCUCUUCUAUAAGGAUGACGUGCUAUUUCACAAUGUCUCCUCCAUGGAGACCACCGAGAGUUAUUUUAUUCCCCAAGCCCGGGUCUAUGACGCAGGGACAUAUAAAUGCACCGUGAUUCUGAACAACAAGGAGAAAACCACCUCGGAGUACCAGGUGUGGGUGAAAGGAGUGUCUGAUCCCAGAGUGACACUGGACAAGAGAGAGGCAAUAGAAGGCGGGGUCGUGAUGGUCAAUUGUUCCGUCCCAGAGGAAAAGCCCCCAAUACAUUUCACAAUUGAAAAACUCAAGCUACAUGCAAACGGUUUCAAGCAAAAAAGAGAAAAAAAAAAAAGUUCUUAUAACCAGAAUUUUGUGAUGCUGGAAUUCUCAGUGGAGGAACAAGACCAUGUUAUUUACUUCCAGUGCCAAGCCACCAUCUUUUCUGAGAACCACAUGGAAUACUCGAGAGCCAUCAAGAGUGAACUGGUCACCGUGACGGAAUCCUUCUCUAAUCCCAAAUUCCACGUCAGUCCCGAAGGAGUGAUCACAGAAGGAGAUCAGCUUCACAUUAGGUGCACCAUUCAAGUGACGCAUCUGGUCCAAGCAUUUCCAGAAAUCAUAAUCCAGAAGGACAAGGCGAUUGUAGCGUACAAGAGCCAUGGCAACGAGGCCUCCUACUCAGUGAUGGCCAUGGUGGAGCACAACGGCAACUACACGUGCAAAGUGGAAGCCAGCCGGAUAUCCAAGGUCAGCAGCAUCGUGGUCAACAUAACAGGCGAGUUACUGAGCUGCUCUGUGGUACAACUCUAUGAGAUGGGGGAAAAUGACAGCACUCAACCUCGCUGUCCCUUUCACUGCCUUUCAGCCCCGGUGGAUGAGGUCAAGCUCUCUAUCCUGCUGAAUGAGGAUGUGGAGUCUGGGAAGGCCGUCGUGCUUCGGUGCUCCGUGAACGAAGCAUCUGGUCCAAUCACCUUCAGGUUUUACAGAGAAAAAGAGACCAGUCCCUUCUACCAAAUCACCUUGAAUGACACCCAGGCCAUUUGGCACAAGGCGAAGGCUAGCAAGGAGCACGAGGGACAGUAUUACUGCACAGCCUCCAACAGAGGCAACCGGGUCAAAAACAGUCCCCAAAGCAACAUACUGACAGUCCGAGUCUUUCUUGCCCCAUGGAUAAAAGGACUUAUUGCAGUAUUUGCCAUUGGAGUGAUAAUUGCCAUCUUGGUACUUGGGGCCAGAUGUUAUUUUCUGAAGAAAGCCAAGGCCAAGCAGACACCAGUGGAGAUGUCCAGGCCAGCAGCACCACUUCUGAACUCCAGCAACGAGAAGAUGUUGUCAGAUCCCAACACUGAAGCCAACAGACAUUACGGUUACAACGAAGAUGUUGGAAACCAUGCAAUGAAACCAAUAAAUGAAAAUAAAGACCAGGAGCCCCAGGCAACUCGGAACUAG
This is a messenger RNA of Leptonychotes weddellii (Weddell seal), 1873 nucleotides long. Lineage: Eukaryota; Metazoa; Chordata; Mammalia; Carnivora; Phocidae. The record is from RefSeq and is a predicted model, not a curated record.